GCGCCCGCGUGACCCGGAAGUGGUCGCGUUUUAGCGCUGGGGGUCCGGGCGGCGAGUCGGACGCGGCUGGAGCGCGAGGAUGAACGCUCCUCCGGCUUUCGAGUCGUUCUUGCUCUUCGAGGGCGAGAAGAAGAUCACCAUCAACAAAGACACCAAGGUGCCCAACGCCUGUCUCUUCACCAUCAACAAGGAAGACCACACGCUGGGGAACAUCAUUAAGUCACAGCUGCUCAAGGACCCGCAGGUGCUGUUUGCGGGCUACAAGGUCCCCCACCCCCUGGAGCACAAGAUCAUCAUCCGAGUGCAGACUACCCCUGACUACAGCCCCCAGGAGGCCUUCACCAACGCCAUCACCGACCUCAUCAGCGAACUCUCCCUGCUGGAGGAGCGCUUCCGGGUGGCCAUCAAAGACAAGCAGGAAGGGAUCGAGUAGCGACAGGGCAGCUCUGCUCCUUGGCACACGGCGUUGCCCAGGGAGUGCCCACCAGAGGACCUCUGACACUGACAGUGGCCAGCCCACCCACCCCCGUGUCCUGUGUGAGCUAUUAUCCUCCUGAGUGGGGCAGCAAAAACUGGGGUUGGUGGAGGCAGGGGACAUGUGACCCUUAGGGGGCAUACUGCAAGACUGGGGUGACCCCAGACCCUGACUUCGGGCUUGACUUGAUCACAACAGGCCUACCAUGGGGCCCUUGUAUCUACGUAGAGUUCUCUGUGGGCUUCCUAUCCACAGCAGAAAUUUUAAUAAAGUUUAACAAAAAUACU
This is a messenger RNA of Perognathus longimembris pacificus (Pacific pocket mouse), 762 nucleotides long. RefSeq names its product RNA polymerase II subunit J (gene Polr2j). Lineage: Eukaryota; Metazoa; Chordata; Mammalia; Rodentia; Heteromyidae. Gene Ontology annotation, biological process: transcription by RNA polymerase II. The record is from RefSeq and is a predicted model, not a curated record. The transcript has 4 exons. Gene Ontology annotation, molecular function: DNA binding; protein dimerization activity. Bases 80 to 433 code for a protein of 117 amino acids. Gene Ontology annotation, cellular component: RNA polymerase II, core complex.